AUGGCGGAGAACAACAAAAGAAGCCCUGCCAACUUUGAGGCACCGGACUUUGAACCUCGGAAACGAGGGAAAUACACCCAAGUUGCAUGUAAUGAAUGCAAACGCCGAAAACUAAAAUGCAGCGGAGAAGAUGUGUGCAAGCGAUGCGCUUCGAAUCGCGUUUCUUGUGUAUAUGCUGUGGCCCGGCCAACUGCAAGCGAAGAAAGUUAUCCUGAAAGUCAUCCUAGAAAUCAUUCUCUAUCGAGGCUGGAAGCAUUGGAAAGCCGCAUGUCAGCUAUGCAAAGGCAGCUGGAUCUUAUGUCCAAUGAACUAAGGAUAUUACGGCGAAGAUCGCAGCCACCUCAGCGACAAGUUCAAAGGACAACUACGGCAAACAAGCCUACUGAUUCCCGCUGGGCAAGUCGCGCUCCAAUUUCUCCUAGCUAUGUUGGGCCGACAAGCAGUGAAUUCGGUCUAAAUGUCCCCAAUGAUGACGUACCGGAUAUGGACGAAACAGAAAACUCGGAAAUUGCACAACCAUCUUCACCGACUAGUCCAUAUGCACCAACAGUACCGCCGGAGGAUCAAAGAAGAAGAACUAACAUUUCACGAAACAAUCCCCUGCUAUCGCUCGAUGCUGCCGACGCUCUCAGGCUUGUCGAUGUUUACGAGGAGGCUAUUGGUUUGAUGUAUCCUGUUGUGGAUCUCAAAAGUAUAAGAGAGUACAUUGUCGACUACUAUAGUCAACACUCGCAUGAUGCCGCUGGCCACAUGUCCCCGCCUCAAAGCGGGAAUGAGGACUGGUGGUUUUCGGCGCGCGAUACUGAAGUCUUGAAACUUGUACUUGCUCUGGCUUUGAUAUCGGAGUCCCCUGGCCAAAGCGAACUAGGAAAUAUACUGGCCUCGAGCGCUGAAAAUACGUUUGCCACAACACGAACGCAGGUGCCUGAGGUCGAUAUGAAAGAACUGAUCCUCUUGACAUUGGUGUCUUUGUAUCAUUCUUGUCGAGAUGAUGAUAUCUUGGCAUGGCGUACUAUUGGUUUGGCGUCACGAGGUGCCAUGCAGAUGGGCCUACAUAGAUGCGAUACGUGGCUACGAACUGGAGGCAUUUUCCCCGGUGAUCUGGAGCGCUCUUGGGCGAUAAACCUUUUCUGGUGCAUAUAUGUUUUUGACAAGGAAUUCUCGUUCGAGACAGGCUUGCCAUUUAGCAUGCGGGACUCCGACAUGGAUUCGAAUCUACCUCGACCGGCUGAACAUCACAUAUACCUAGAGUGUAUGAUAUCGUAUUGCCGAGUUGGAGGCAACAUAUGGGAUUUAAUGGUCGGUUGGGGCAGCACAACUAAAGCUGUGGCAUCUGAUAAUGAAUCCUUUUUGAACUUUCAGAUACAUCAGUGGCAGGAAUCCAUACCUCCCGAUUUUCGUUUGGAAGAUCUGCAGGGUGACUAUACACCUACGAUGAGAGAUGCGCGUCUGGCAUCACCGCGGAUCCUCCUACAUCUACGUGCAAAUCAUAUGAGAAUACUUAUAUACAAACAGAACCUUUUAAGCGUUCAGUCAAUCAGAAACAAUUUUGCAGGCGCCAACAUCGCUGUAGCAAAUGCCAAAAACACGAUACAAGCACUGAGCAAUCCAAGCUAUGUCUCGGCGAUCUAUUCUCAACGCCCGCAGCCAUUCGAUCGGUUCUUGUUCUCGGCGCUAGCAACACUUUUCCUAGCCAUGUUUCAUUACCCGGAUUACUUUGUGAACAUCUGCCGUGACAGUUUCGCUGAAGCCCUGAAUGCAUUGAAACGUUCAUCUACUCGUGGGAGACACUCUCGACGACUUCGCAAGGUCAUGAAAAACCUCAAACGGCUCGGCACCAACCGACCUUCUACUCGAUCCAACAUCCUUCCAACGGCAGAUGAUGUCAGUCAAGCAGCCGCAGUCAAACCUAGAACGGCAUCAAAUGCACAAUCUGCUGAUAUAGACCAUUCCGUCUAUUCGUUCCCUCCAUCACUAGUCAAUGAAACUACGCCAGAUGCAUAUAGCGAUCUUACCAACUUCUUUGAAUUUGCCGGUGACUUUUUCAUGGACCCUCAACCCGGCUUUCGUGGUGAGGUUGAUCAAACAAAUGCCAUGCUGAACGAACAAUUACAUAACUCGCUUGAUAUGUUCCAGGCCGAAGAUGAGGCUUUGACUCGGCUGAUGAUGGGACUGUUAUGA
Molecule: messenger RNA, 2181 nt
Organism: Talaromyces marneffei
Lineage: Eukaryota; Fungi; Ascomycota; Eurotiomycetes; Eurotiales; Trichocomaceae
Exons: 5
Coding region: 1-2181 (726 amino acids)
Biological process (GO): positive regulation of transcription from RNA polymerase II promoter by galactose; DNA-templated transcription
Cellular component (GO): nucleus
Molecular function (GO): RNA polymerase II cis-regulatory region sequence-specific DNA binding; DNA-binding transcription factor activity, RNA polymerase II-specific; zinc ion binding
Source: RefSeq, a predicted model, not a curated record